AUGGAAAUAAAGAAAAAAUAUCGGAAAUUAAAAACUGCAAAUCAAGCUGAAAUUCUACGAUCACAUCAGAGAGACGAUGAUUUUGUCAAACAUUUACGAGAAAAAGUUAUCGAUGUUCUACAAAUUAUUGAAAAACGAAUGGGUUUGCUACCCCUUAUACACUCUGACAUUCCAUUUAAAUUAAUUUAUUAUUUCUUUACGACGGGAAUGGGAAAUCAAACAUUAGGGGAAGAAUACACUGGGAUAGUGCAAGCCAAUUUAGCAGCUCAGAAAGUUCCAUCCUUAUAUGCAAGGGUAUUGGCAGUAAUUUUGGAAUGUCUUGGGGAAAAAGCAUUGAUUAGAGUACUGAAAAGAUUAGAAUUAUCGAUUAAUCAUCCUCAUAGUAAAUUAACUCCUACAGCUGUAAUAUUUUUAAAUUCUUUUAUACAACGAAUGUGUACUAUGAUACCUACUUUCAUAUUAGUACACAAAGGACUAUUUUAUAUGUUUGGUCGAUAUUAUAGUUUGGGUAAAAGAAUAUCAGGAAUAGAUUACGCAAAGGUUUAUGGUCAUCGGCCUACCGAUACUAUUAGUUGGGGAUUAAGACUAUUAGGAAUUGCUACAUUUGCACAAUGUUUGUUAAAAAUCUGGCAAAGUAGGAACAAUGAAAGUCGUUUUGAGAAAUACUUAACAGUUGACGAGAAACAUAAUAAGCUGAUGUGCCAGUUGUGCCUUGAAAAAGUGCCAACAACUACCACACCCUGUGGUCAUUUGUUCUGUUGGUUUUGCCUUACUGAUUGGUUGAAUACUAAACCACAAUGUCCACUGUGUAGAGAACAUGUUGUACCUUCUAGAAUUGUGUAUGUAAUGAAUUUGUAA
Eufriesea mexicana is the source of this 858-nucleotide messenger RNA. RefSeq names its product peroxisomal biogenesis factor 10 (gene Pex10). The transcript has 3 exons. The coding region runs from base 1 to 858 and encodes 285 amino acids. Lineage: Eukaryota; Metazoa; Arthropoda; Insecta; Hymenoptera; Apidae. Gene Ontology annotation, biological process: protein import into peroxisome matrix. The record is from RefSeq and is a predicted model, not a curated record. Gene Ontology annotation, molecular function: zinc ion binding. Gene Ontology annotation, cellular component: peroxisomal membrane.